Molecule: messenger RNA, 1846 nt
Organism: Ricinus communis (castor bean)
Lineage: Eukaryota; Viridiplantae; Streptophyta; Magnoliopsida; Malpighiales; Euphorbiaceae
Product: ALA-interacting subunit 3
Exons: 8
Coding region: 575-1621 (348 amino acids)
Cellular component (GO): plasma membrane; endoplasmic reticulum; Golgi apparatus
Source: RefSeq, a predicted model, not a curated record
CAGAACAAGCGAUGCCAACACAAUUAAUAAUAUUGUUUUACAUUUUAGUAUUUUGUAGUGUGAAUAAACGAAUAUUUUUCGCAAUAAUCGAUAUUAUAUUUUAUUAAUUUCAUUAAAAGAGAUUAAUAAAAUUAUAUUAAUAAUAAUAUUAUUAUUAUUAUUAUAAUAAAAGAUAUAAAUUAUAUAUGCUUAACUUUUUUGAUCGUAGUUGAUUUUAAUCCUUUGUAUUAAAAUUGUAAUUUAUUAAUAUUUAUAAAUAAAAGAACUCAUAUAUUAUCCUUUAAAAGAAAUCAGAUUGGUGGUCCCCCGCAUUUUCCUUUUUAUUUUUCACUCUACCAACUGUCCUUCUCAAAACAAAACAAAAAAAGACAAUGAAUAAAAAAACAAUAUAUAGAAAAUAGACAAUAACAAUUUUUCAAAAACUGAAAAUAUCGUAAAGCAUAAAGAAACCAAAAAGGUUCAAUUUGAAUUUUGGGUGAUAUUCUCUUUAAGCUAAAAAAUAGCAUAUAAUUCUUAUAUGCUUUAAUUUUGAUCUCCAUUUGAUGAGUAGUGCCAUUGUUUGUUUGAUAUCAGAAUGAGAGGAGCAAAGGAUUCGAAUGAAGAAGAAGAUUCCAUUCUUUCUUCAAAGAAGAACUCCAGGAAACCCAAAUGUUCAAAGUUUGCACAACAAGAGCUUCCAGCCUGUAAACCGAUUCUAACUCCAGGAUUGGUGAUUGCAUCAUUCACUAUUGUCGGUGUUGUCUUCCUUCCUCUUGGCCUUGCAUCCUUGUUUGCUUCACAAAGUGUGGUGGAGAUUGUAGAUCGCUAUGACAAAGAAUGCCUUCCUAGUGGUUAUAGCAACAUUCCAAUUAAGUACAUUCAGAGCAGCCAAUUAGACAAAACCUGUAUUAGAACAUUUACUGUUCCAAAGCCAAUGAAAAGUCCUGUCUAUGUAUAUUAUCAGCUUGAUAAUUUCUACCAAAAUCACCGCAGAUAUGUAAGAAGCAGAAGUGACAAACAGUUGAAGAGCAAAGGAAGUGAGGGAGUAGUAAGCACAUGUAAACCUGAAGAGAUGGAGGAUGGAAAGGCAAUAGUUCCCUGUGGCCUUGUUGCUUGGAGUUUGUUUAAUGACACAUAUAAAUUUACAUUGAAAAACAAGGGUUUGGAGGUCAAUAAAAAGGACAUUGCUUGGAAAAGUGACAAGGACCAUAAAUUUGGUUCCGAUGUCUAUCCUAAAAAUUUCCAAACUAGUGGUCUUAUUGGAGGUGGAACCCUGAAUUCCAGUAUUCCUCUAAGUGAACAAGAGGAUCUAAUGGUCUGGAUGCGUACAGCAGCAUUGCCAACUUUCAGAAAACUAUAUGGAAGAAUAGAGACAGACCUUCAAGCCAAUGAUGUAAUUGAAGUACAAAUUCAAAACAACUAUAACUCUUAUGGCUAUGGAGGGAAGAAGAUGUUAGUCCUGUCAACCACCACUUGGAUAGGUGGACGAAAUGAUUUUCUUGGAGUUGCAUAUCUAUUUAUCGGUGGACUGAACUUGCUUUUGGCAAUGAGCUUCAUUUUUAUUUAUGUUUUUAAACCAAGGCCCCUGGGGGAUCCAACCUACUUGUCUUGGAACAAACAUACAAAAAGAAGUACAAAUUAGGCUGGUUUAAUGACAUUUAAGUAUUCCAGUUGUUCUUGCUUUAUCUAUAAAAUUACGGGUGGUUUGCACACAUUUUUCUUAAAGUAUCCAACUUGUUACGUAGAGUAUCUGCAAUUAUCGUUAUUUUUGUAUUGCUUUUGUUAUUUAUUUUAUUGAAAAAUGAUGGUUGCAUCCACUUUGUAUUUUCAAUUACGUUUUCUAUAAAAAAAAGAAGAGGGUUGAUGA